Rhincodon typus (whale shark) is the source of this 781-nucleotide messenger RNA. RefSeq names its product leucine rich repeat containing 71 (gene lrrc71). Bases 11 to 781 code for a protein of 256 amino acids. The transcript has 8 exons. The record is from RefSeq and is a predicted model, not a curated record. NCBI's taxonomy places the organism in Eukaryota, Metazoa, Chordata, Chondrichthyes, Orectolobiformes, Rhincodontidae. Gene Ontology annotation, molecular function: protein binding.
GAAAGUGACAAUGGGGAAGAAAGUAGAGAAAGUGAUAAAAGAGAAGCCAGUCACCCCGGCAGAGGAAGAGGGCCCAAAGACUGCUGAGGACUACGUGUGCACUGGGAACCUGGAGCAUGACCUCACUGAAAUUUGUAACCGACUGGAGAUCCUGGAGAUGCCAAUUGUGACUCUGCGACACCCGGGAAUCACAGUCAGUGGGAUGUUUGACGAGAUGGAAUCUCUGACUCCCUCGGACGUCUCCUCUGCUCCCCCACUGAAAGAUCAGAUCUCCUUCUUCAGACCCAGUGUACAAGUUGAGCUGGAGAACGAUGACCCGAAGCAAGUGAAGGCCAUUUAUAUCCGAGGCUGGAUGAUUGAUCAGAGGUACAUCUUCAUCUUCCAGAAGUGCCUACCUGCACUCAGCAACCUUCACACCAUCAACCUGUGGAACGUGGGUCUGACAGAAACCACCUUUGCUGCAUUCCUCAUUAUCCUGCGACAGUGCUUCUCCCUCAAGUCGGUGGUACUGGAUGGUAAUCCCAUCGCUGGGCAUCCCUAUCAUCAGCUCCUGAGUGAAGACAGUCAGUUCCAAAAUCUAACUCUGAGAAACAACAAGAUUGAUGAUGCAGGAGCAAAGCUAAUUGGAGAGGCGCUUUCUACAAUUAAAAAAUCAAACAAGACUGUAAUAACAUUAAAUCUCAGCUUUAAUCACAUCACAGACGAAGGAGCUGGUUACAUUGCAGAUGUAAAUUCAUCGGGCUUAGGAUUUGUUACCAUGGGAGAGUUCCGACUGCUGUAG